AUGGAGUGCAAAUUGUCAAUUAGAGAGUUUUACAACGCUAAGAACGUUCUGGUGACCGGGGGUUGUGGGUUUAUGGGCAAGGUGCUGGUCGAGAAGCUAUUAUACACCAUCCCGGACAUUGGGCGAGUGUACUUACUGUUGAGGCCCAAGAGGGGGAAGACUGUCCAACAGCGGCUGGAACAUAUGCUAAGUUCUCAGAUGUUUGACAGACUCAAACGUGAUCAAAAAGGAGCUAUCCAGAAAAUUAUACUAAUACAAGGCGACGUUCUAAAAGAUGACUUAGGUAUAUCUAUUGAAGAUAUGAAGACCCUUUCGGAGGAAGUAUCAGUGGUGUUCCAUUUGGCAGCAACUUUAAAAAUGGACGCAACACUAAAAGAUAGUGUGGCGAUGAAUGCAGUUGGGACCCAGCGCGCCCUCAGCGUCGCCAGGAGGAUCAAAAACCUUGCGAUGUUUGUACAUGUGUCGACAGCGUUCUGUUAUCCUGACUAUGAUGUUUUAGAAGAAAAGUUUCAUGAUCCACCAGCAGACCCCCAUGACGUCAUCCGCCUUUGCGAAUGGCUGGACGACAGGCAACUGUCCCUUCUCACGCCGUCCUUGCUGAGCAAGCACCCCAACUCAUACACGUACACGAAGCGGCUAGCGGAGAGCUUGGUCUACGAUGCCUAUCCGGACAUGCCUUGCGUUAUUGCUAGGUCUUCGAUCGUUUGCCCCGCAUACAUCGACCCCAUGCCCGGCUGGGUAGACAGCCUCAACGGGCCAGCGGGUCUGCUGCUAGCGGCUGGCAAAGGUGUCAUCCGGACCAUGCUCUGUGACGCCAGUAUAUAUGCCCAAGUCAUUCCUGUGGACGUGGCCAUCAAUGCCAUGAUAGCGCUCGUAAUGAUUGAGGCCACUAAGAAAAAGUUAGUAAAAGUUCAAGCUGUAAUGGUCUUCAUUAUUAUCAUAAUAUCAGCCAAAAUACGUCCAUCCACUUCUGGGUGCUAAA
Molecule: messenger RNA, 982 nt
Organism: Cydia strobilella
Lineage: Eukaryota; Metazoa; Arthropoda; Insecta; Lepidoptera; Tortricidae
Product: putative fatty acyl-CoA reductase CG5065
Exons: 4
Coding region: 1-981 (326 amino acids)
Biological process (GO): long-chain fatty-acyl-CoA metabolic process
Cellular component (GO): peroxisome
Molecular function (GO): alcohol-forming very long-chain fatty acyl-CoA reductase (NADP+) activity
Source: RefSeq, a predicted model, not a curated record